Molecule: messenger RNA, 3084 nt
Organism: Ectocarpus sp. CCAP 1310/34
Lineage: Eukaryota; Phaeophyceae; Ectocarpales; Ectocarpaceae
Source: the annotation of a GenBank genome assembly
AUGAUGUACGAGAAGGAUCAUCGACUUCAGUAUUACGCGGAUACUGAAGACAAUCGCCAAAGAAGAGCCACACGACUUGCGCAUGAAAGAGGAAGCAUCACGAAAGCUGCCAGUGCCUUAAUCUCCCCAGCACCUUCACCGCGCAACAACGACACGCUGGAGCAUCUUAGCAACCUACACCCUAACGAAGAUCCUGACGAUAUUGCUACUGCGUGGGAUUCCAGCAUCAAAGCUGCGGGAGAUCGUAUAAAAACGCACAAGAUCGACUCCGUCGCCGAAGCUGAUGAACCAUUCGAAAUCAAGUUCAUCAAGCAGACGGUAAAGAAAGCCAACCCUCAGAGUGCUCCGGGGCCUGAUGGUCUUCGUUUUUCGUAUCUCCAAGCUGGUGGGAUGAGUGAUUUUUUUACUGAAACCUUGGCGGACUUGAGUUUUAAAGUCUUCUGCUACGGAGACGAGCUUCCGGAUUUCUUUUGGAACCUCCACACCAGUGCCAACCUUUCAGCGCUGGGAGAGAAAAAACGGCCGAUUGCAGUUGGAGGGGUUUUGCGUCGCAUCAUCAGCGGCAGCUUCUGCCGCCAGUACAAGGGAGGAAUUGCGAACAUCUUCGAAGCAGCAAAUCAGUUCGGAGGUGGUGUUCCAGGAGGAGUUGAGAUAGUGGCUUCCACAGCAGCCCUCAGCCACCAGCAAGGCAGCACCAUUCUCUCCUUUGAUGGGAAAAACGCUUACAACAGCAUGCGCAGAUCUUCCAUCUUGCCAGCAGUGGCCACUCAUACGCCACACUUGGUGAAGUACUUCGGGAACAUCUACGCUCGAACCAAGGCGAAACUUCUGUUCAAAAUGGAAGAUGGUUCGAUCGAGGUUGUUCUUUCACAGCGCGGAGUUCAACAAGGCUGCAAUUUGGGAGGGUUUGGCUUCUGUGUAGGACUUCUUGAUAUCAUGAAAGAGUUCAACAACAAGCCACCAGUGCCAGGAGCCAAACUCAUCGGAUACGUCGACGACCUCCAAGCACAUCUUCCACCAGGUUUGGCUAGGAACAUGCAGGCCAUAUCCACUGUAACGAAUUGGAUUCAGGAACGUCUCUCCCAAAAAGGCAUUGAGCUCAGUCUCCCGAAAUCCAAAGUGCUUUUCCCGGAAGGUCUUUGCAUGUCCUCUUUGACAAACGACGAACAGCAACAAUUGACGAAAAUUGGUCUGUCAGUUGCUGAAGGUGGCAUGCCAGUUGUCGGGAUCCCAGUAGGAACAGAGGAGUUCCAGAGGAAUUUCGUUUCCAAAAUCGCCCGUGGUGACCCGGCGGAAUUGAUACUCCGCCUAGCAACGCUUGACGACCCUCAAGCCAGCUAUCAACUGCUGCGUUUAUCUGGUGUGCCACGUUUGUUCCAUCUGCUGAGGACGAUUGCACCGUCUAUCACCAACUCUGCCGCAAAAAUACAUGACAACAUGAUGAUGUGGGCAAUGAGUAAGAUCGUCCUUGGCAAGAUGGCCGACAGCAUGAGAAUACCAACGGUCAAAGAGGUACGCGCAGACCCGACGAAGAGCGAGGAGGUAGAUUUCUUCAAAGGGACAGCUCGGGCGCAGGUGCACCUACCCAUGCGAGAAGGAGGACUAGGAAUCACGAGCAAUGUUCUCAUUCGAGAAUCGGCUUUUGUGGCAGGGCAAGCGCUGGUGUUCUCCAAGUCAGUGCAAGCAUCGACAGGAUACACAGUUGAGCAAUGUCUACCCCGGCUUGCCCAGCUACCGACAGGGUUGGCUCUGAUUGACUCGCUGAAGAAGCUAGAGGAAAUAAUUACCAAAGACAAGCUUGAAAAAGCUGUUGGGCAGUCAUGGGCUAAACUUGCCACAAGUGAUGAGUUAACCCCCGCCCUCAAAGGAGUUUACUUGUUGGAAGCAGGGAAGGCGGGAAAACCCCGUGAAGAUGGAAACCCUGACGUAGAACAUCAACCACCGUCUACCUUCAGCCGAAAUGAAUUUGGUCAACACUACCAAGUCUUUGGAGCCCAAGCUCUCCUUUCGAAACCUCUUCAUGCAGCAGUGCGCCACAUGGUGGAGACAGACUUGCAGAAAGUAGUAGGCGAGGAAACGCCAAAGAAGAGGGCGUUGAUCCGCUUGGAGGAAGCGAAAGGCAAGGGAGUUUUGUCGUGGUUGACAACGCAAGGGUUGUCAGCAGAUGAAAGAAUGCUGCCUGAUCUAUAUCGAGAGUCAAUCGGUCGUGUACUGGGGAGUCACGAUCGAGCAGACUGCAACACAGGCAAACUUUGUGGUGCAGGUGCAUUGUUACCAUGCAAGGACCGCUUGAGCCGAGCCCACUCCCUCGUCUGCACCAAGACCGGCGCCUCAACCUUCCUCCAUAACAGGAUGGUUCGAGUGGUCCUCAAGACACUGCGCGAGUGCCAUAUGCCCAUCGCCGUUGAGGAUUCUUCCCCUUUUACCACAGGCACUGGUAGGGGAAAGGGGCUAUACAAGAUGGAUUUGGUAAUCCCCCCAGGAUUACACGCAGGAGAGAAGGAAGAGGACCUCUGCACCAAGUCCAUUCUGAUCGACGUAACAAUCGUCAACCCAUCAGCAGGUCGAAGCAUCGACAAGUCGAUCCUUAAGCCAGGAUCAGCCCUCGAAGAUCGAGCUGCAAGUAAGGCAAAUCACUAUGCGGGAACUUUCAACCCGUCUAGAUCUACCCUCCUUACUGCUGCUUUUUCAACGAAUGGUGGUCUUGGCAAAGGCACCAAUCGACUCAUCGUUGCUAUCGCCAACCACUUGGCGCACGAAGCUUUUUGCCGGGGGAAUUUUGACGACGAGAGGGCCUUAGUUCGCCUGAAAGCUUUUCAUACUAACAGGAUUCGGAGACGGUUUACCUUCGAGCUAGCUCGUUUUCUGUCGAUGCGAACUCGCGAUGUGUUCAAACGUCAUGGGCUACUGAUCGACCAACUUCCACCAGGGCCAAUCGGUUGGGAUCUCUGCGACAACGAUAGUAAUGAGGGGCUAGGGAAGAACUGCCCAGAGAUUCUUCUUGUCGAAAUGAGGAUCAGAAUGAUGGUAGCGAAAACAAGGAGGACACUGGUGAAAGUACUCCUAAACGAACUCGAGUACUAG